Vespula vulgaris is the source of this 9398-nucleotide messenger RNA. RefSeq names its product semaphorin-2A-like (gene Sema2a). The transcript is spliced from 13 exons. Gene Ontology annotation, molecular function: semaphorin receptor binding; chemorepellent activity. Gene Ontology annotation, biological process: semaphorin-plexin signaling pathway; neural crest cell migration; positive regulation of cell migration. The record is from RefSeq and is a predicted model, not a curated record. Lineage: Eukaryota; Metazoa; Arthropoda; Insecta; Hymenoptera; Vespidae. The coding region runs from base 1391 to 3556 and encodes 721 amino acids.
GUACAUACGUAUAUCACGUUGAGUGAACAUGGCCCACUUUCAAAGUCACAUGUCUUACGUUGCCUGCAGGAAUACAACGUACGAAGGAAUCAUUGCGAUUUAAUUACUGUGCGAUUUUAAAAUAUAAUUCUCUCCGUACGUCGAAUAGAAAUAGCUCGUAAUUACGCGUAUCCCAGUGUGAUUCCACGUUUCUAUUUCGAAUUAAAUGUCGAAGAAGGUUCAACAACUUCCUCGUGUCUAUGAACGGUGAAAAAACAAGACGAGGAACGUGGUAACACGUCCACGCGGGUAAAUAAGUCGUAACGUAUAUAUAACGUUUACACCGUGUGUCAACGUAUCCGUGUACUACUAUCUCUCUCCCACUCGCUACUUCUCCAUUAUCAUCUCUCUCUCUCUCUCUCUCUCUCUCUCACUCUCUCUCUCUGUCUCUCUCUUUGUCUAUCUACUCUCUCAUUCUCUCGCGCAGCAAGCGCUUCGCGGGAUCGAUGGCGGUCGAGCGAGAACUCGCCGUCGUUUUCCACCUCACGAUUCGUGACCGAGUUAUGAAGAGCGAAGAAUAAAAGAACCAAAUAUCGUCGAAAAAAGAAGGAAAAAGGAAAAGAGAGAGAGAGGGAGAGCUUUUCCCUCCGUCUCUCUCCAACAAAAGCGAAAGAGAAAGAAAGAGAGAGAGAGAGAAGAACGAAAGAAAUGUCUUCGUUGUAACGAUUACGCGCCGUGCUCAUGGCGCGAAAUUAGAAAAUUCCAUCAUCAAAGACUAAAGACAAGAAAUUUGUUUCUAGUGCGUGUCUUUUAUUCUCCUAUGCGAAAAGAGAGAAGAAGAAAGGACGUUGAGGUUUUUGACACGCCUUCGAACUCACUCUCGACAGUUUCGCGCGCGAUUUUUGAGUAACGUGUAACGUGUGAUAUAACGAAGUUAUAUACUAUAUAUAUACUAUAUAUAUAUAUAUUAUAUACACAUUCAUGUAUCGUGUUACUGGCAGUGUUCUCUUGGAAUACAAGGAGAUCGACGAAGAUAUCGACUAGGAAAGGAAACUAUAACGCUGUGACUUCUACGAACGUGGACCAUUUCGAGUCAUGAGAGUCCUAAACGAGUGUCGACGGAUGACCGCCACGGUGGUGCAGUUGCAUCGACGUAAAAGUGCAGUGUGACGACAACGACGACGACGACGACGACGACGACGACGACGGCGACGACGACGACGACUGUGAUGACACGAUUCGUGGAAGAAAUUGUGUAAACGGAGCAACGAGUAGUGUGUGUUUUAUUGUUAUUAUUAGACGAUUCAGAUACUUGAUAGUUCGCGUGCCUCUACGUUAAGUCUCUACGAACUACGAAAGGGAGAUUUUCGAGGAGGUGCGAAAAGAGUGAAAAACGGGAUAAGAACAAAAAAUGCGGAUAAGCAGUAACACGAUGGAGCUUCUUUCGAGCGAUAAAACGUGUCCCAGAACGAUGUUCAACCUAUUCUGCUUCGUUCUUUUCUUCGUUGGUGCGGUAUCGGCUGGUGGGACGUUGGAAAAACUUCACGAAGAACACGUACGAGAAUUCAGCUGUGGUAUGCUCUACUAUAGGACACUCUACCUGGAUAGUAAAAGGGAUGCUCUUUACGUUGGUGCGAUGGACAAAAUCUUCAGAUUGAAUCUAAGCAAUAUCAGCCACUCGAAUUGCGAGAGGGAUGCUCUAAAUCUGGAACCAAGUAAUGUUGCUAAUUGUGUAUCAAAGGGUAAAUCCGAGCAUUUCGACUGUCGUAACCACAUAAGAGUGAUACAACCGAUGGGAGAUGGCAAUCGACUCUACAUGUGCGGUACAAACGCACACUCGCCAAAGGAUUGGGUGAUUUAUAGCAAUCUAACGCAUUUACCACGACACGAGUUCGUUCCUGGUGUCGGGAUGGGUAUAGCAAAGUGUCCUUACGAUCCUGCUGACAAUUCGACGGCAGUCUGGGUAGAAAAAGGCAAUCCUGGUGAUUUGCCGGCCCUUUAUUCCGGCACAAACGCCGAAUUCACGAAAGCCGACACGGUCAUCUUUCGUACGGAUCUUUACAAUUUGACGACCGGUCGAAAAGCUUUCAGCUUCAAGAGGACCCUCAAAUAUGAUUCCAAAUGGCUCGACAAACCAAACUUCGUUGGAUCGUACGACAUCGGUAGCUACGUGUUCUUCUUUUUCCGCGAGACCGCGGUUGAGUACAUAAAUUGCGGUAAAAGCGUGUACUCGCGGGUAGCCAGAGUUUGCAAGAGAGAUACCGGUGGAAAAAAGAUACUGUCUCAGAAUUGGGUGACGUAUCUGAAGGCCAGACUGAAUUGCUCGAUACCCGGGGAAUUUCCCUUCUACUUCAACGAAAUACAGAGCAUUUACAAAGUACCAGGCGACGAUACACACUUUUAUGGAACGUUUACAACUUCAACGAACGGAUUGAUGGGUUCAGCAAUUUGUUCCUUCCACAUCGACUCGAUCCAGGAAGCUUUCCGCGGGAAAUUUAAAGAGCAAGCAACGAGUAGCAGCGCAUGGUUGCCCGUACUAUCAAAUAAAGUACCAGAACCACGUCCAGGACAGUGUGUGAACGACACAGAGUCUUUACCGGAUACCGUCCUCAAUUUUAUAAGAUCUCAUCCAUUGAUGGACUCUGCGAUCUCGCACGAGAACGAGAAGCCGGUCUUUUACAAGCGUGACGUCAUGCUCACGCGACUCGUCGUCGAUAAACUUCGUAUCGACUUUGUCGGCAUUGAUUUGGAUUACACGGUCUACUACGCCGGAUCCAGUGAUGGCCGCGUUCAUAAGGUCGUCCAAUGGAUCGACAACAACGGCGAGUCUCAGUCGAUCCUCUUGGACGUGUUUGACGUCACGCCUGGAGAACCGAUUCAAGCGAUGGAAAUUUCUAAGGAGCACAAGGCACUCUACGUCGCAUCGGAUCAUCGAAUAAAGCAGAUCGAUCUUGUAAUGUGUACACGCCGAUACGACAACUGCUUGCGCUGCGUUCACGAUCCCUAUUGCGGUUGGGACAAAGACAGCAAUACCUGCAAGCCAUACGAGCCAGGAUUACUUCAAGACGUAUCGAACAGCACGGCAGAUGUAUGCGAUAGUAGCGUGGGUAAACGAAAGCUCGUAGUGACGUGGGGUCAAUCGGUCCAUCUCGGUUGUUUCGUGAAGAUGCCAGAGGUUCUGGCAAAUCAGGAGGUCAGAUGGUAUCACUACAGUAAAGAAAAGGGCCGAUAUCAGAUAGCUUACAAAUACGGUGUCGGUGGUGACAAGUUCAUUGAGACUUCGGAAAAGGGAUUGGUUAUCGUUGGUGUGAACGAGCAGGAUGCUGGCAGAUACGAUUGCUGGCUCGGUGGUGCACUUCUUUGCUCUUACAAUAUUACCGUGGACGCUCACAGAUGUUCAGCACCGGCUAAAUCUAAUGAUUAUCAGAAGAUUUAUUCGAACUGGUGUCACGAGUUCGAGAAAUAUAAGUCUGCGAUGAAGAGUUGGGAACGGAGACAAGCGCAAUGUGUUUCGUGCCAGAAUGAUAGCAAUCAGAAUCUUCAUACGAACGAAGUAUACGGCACUCCUUUGGUCUGAUAGAACCAUUCGUUGGAACACACAUCAAGCCGAGAUUACGAAUAUCAGAGCGCGCUGACGAUGACACGAGAGGGUCGCGUUGGUCCAGCGACGAACACGGGGACGAGAGGCAGUGGCAGCAUCAACAUCAACAACACCAGCAUCCAUAGUAUCGCUCUUAGCUUGCUACUGAUCCUCAGAAAUCUUCGAUUUCUCGAGUUUCUUCGUUCGAACGAAGAUAUUCGGUUGUCGAACGACUAAAAUCCGAAACGCAAUAAGAAGAGAAAGGGGAGAGGGAAGAAAGAGAGAGAGAAUGAGAGAGAGAGAGAGAAUGAGAGAGAGAGAGAGAGAAAGAGAGAGAGAGAGAGAGAGAAGAGAGAGAGAGAGGAAGAGAUAACGAAUCUCUUUAUUCCUUUCUCUUUUCCUAUCUUCUUCGAACGAACUCGAAAAAUCGUAGUCUUUUAUAGUUUUGUUUUUACUUCUAUUAUUAUUAUUUUUUUGUAUUAUUACCACUAUUAUUAUUAUUAUUAUUAUUAUUAUUAUUAAUAUUAUUAAUAUUAUUAUAAUAAUUAUUAUUCGGUGCCCGUGGUCUUCGCGAUUUUUUCUCCCUCUCGUUUCGCAAAUGCGAUCGCGUGUAUGUACAUACAUACGUAUAUAUGUUUAUAUAUAUAUAUGUAUAUAAAUAUAUAUAUAUAUGUGUAAGUAUAUAUUCGCGAAUCACUCGCGAAUGAAAUAUUUCGCGACGAUCGGUAGGCAGUAACGUAUAUCUCGUUCCUUCGCGACAAUUUUUGUAAUUGCUUCGCUGUAAAUAUAUACACACGUACCACACGUACACAAACAUAGAUAUACGUGCAUGGAGCAAGUAUAUAAAGAAAAAGGAGAGGAAUACGCGCGUACGUAUAAAACAUAUUCUACAUAUACAUAUAUAUGAUAAGAUAUAUACGCGUUAUGGAGAAAAUACGCACGGACGGACGCGAGAGCUCGCGUCUCGACGAUUUGGAUUGGAUUAGAUAGAAAGAUUUUUUCUCCCUCUCUCUCUCUCUCUUUCUCUCUCUCUUUCUCUCUCUCUUUCUCUCUUUUUAUCUCUCACACUCUUUCUCUCUCUCUCCCUCCCUUCCUCCCCCCCCCUCUCUCUCUCUAUCUUUCUCUCUCGUAAAAAUGAUUGAGAAAUAAAAGCAAACAAUGAAGAGAAAUUAAAAAUUGUUCUAACCUCGGAGACACAAUUUUUUUUCUUCUUUUUUUUCAAAAAGUAUCAUUAUGAAAUCUGUGAUAGAAGAGGAUAACUGAAAAAAAAAUAAUAAAUAAAUAAAUAAAAAAAUAUAAAAAAAAAGAGUAAAAGGAAAAAAUUUCCAUUAAAAAAUAAAAGUUAAUUGUUCAUUGAAUUUUUGCAAAGUGCACGGCUCCUAUAUUCUUUUUACCAACGUAAAAAAGAUUUCGUUAUUCUUUCUUCUUUCUACGUUACCUACCUUGCCUUUUCAUUCUCAUUCACAAAUGGGAAGUAAGAGAAAGAGAGAGAAAGAUCAAGUGGUCCACGCGCGUUCUUAUCGUCACGGUGCUAAAAGCGAGUUCGUUCGGUCUCUCUAAGCACGAGGGAAAGCUCCCUCCUAGUCGAGAGGAGCUUUUUCGGCUGCCUUCUUUUUACCAACCCUUUCUCUUGAGCUCAAAGCCCCUUCCUCCCUUCUUGUUCCAAGUAAGCUCCAUACUUGAAGAAAAGAAAAAAAUAUGUCGCGUACGCGUAAGUAUUUGUACAUAUAGAAGAAAUUUACGAGUCGCGAAUGUAAACAUUUUACGUAGGUUUUAAAAACAACAACAACAACAACAACAACAUCAACAACAAAAAUAAUAAAAUGUAGAUUUUACGACAUAGAAUACGGGACGCUCUUUGCUUCGUAAUUAAAAUUUUCUCUCUCUUGCCUUAUUUUGUUUCCUUUGUCUUUCGUUCGUUUUUUCUUUCUUUCUUCCUUUUUUGUUAUUAUUUUUUUUUCUUUUCGUUAUUUUUCUUUUGUUUAAUUUUUAUUUCUUACUUUUUCUUUCAACUUUUUUUUCACAUAUAUAUAUAUAUAUAUAUAUAUAUAUAUAUAUAUAUAUUGUCAAAAACGGAAGAAAGAUUUUUUGUGUAAAUUCGUUUGGAACGAUCGCAACGCUGUAAAAAUUUCGAGUCUACGAUUAAUCGUCUCGAGAAUAUCUUUUAUAUUAAUAUCAUAAUGGAUGUAACACAGUUUUAUGAGAACAGAUAAUAGAACUUAGAAAUAUUUUAUCUCUGAUUAGAUUAUAUCGUGACGUAGAUAUUUUGUAAGUCAUCAAAUGGAAAAUCUAAAAGAUUUCUUUAUUUUUUAUUUUUUUAUUUUUCAUUGCUUUUUUAUUCUUUUUUUAUUUAAUCGAGGACGAUUGAAAUGGAUAAAAAUGGUUGAUAUAGCAGGGAGGUCAUGACACCUUUCUCUUCUACAAAUUUCAAUUUUUCGUAAAAUUCCGAAAGAAGUUAUUACUUAAUUCCCACUUUUACAUGGAGGUUCCUAUAUAUAUAUAUACACACACACAUACAUAUAUAUAUAUAAAAUAAAAAUUUGUAUUUCCGAUGGUAAAAAAGAACGAUCAUUUUUAUAUAUUUUUUUUGUUCGUUUUCUUUUUUUUGUGUGUUUUCAUAAUCAUUUAGAGAAGGAUAGAAACGAUAGAUCAAAUGUGCGGUUUCAAUCAUUGUCGUAAUCAUUUCCCUAAGUUUUUUUUUUAUUCAUAUACAUAUAUAUAUAUAUUUUAAUCCCUUGUACAGAUGUCGUCGAAGCACUGCCAUUCAGGUUCGAUGACUUACCUUUUGUACCUAUCAGCCUCGUCGUAUGAAUGCAAAGUAUGAUAAAGAAUCAUAUAUCGAUGGAUCGAUCGGGGAUCGUUGUUUAGAAAAUUUUGCGAAAGAGAAAGAGAGAGAUCGAGAAUACAUGUUUAUGAACGAAUGUACACACUUAUGUUUAAAAAGUGUACGAAAAUCGUAGGACCGUAAGAAUUAAAUACAAUAAUUGAUAAUCUAAUCCUCGAAGUAUGUACUUAUUAUGAGCUUCAACAAGUAUUGAAUAGUAUUAUGACUUAAGGUUUAAGGGUAAUUCUACGAAGUGAGUAUGAGAAAGUGAGAGAGAGAGAGAGAGAGAGAGAGAGAGAGAGAGAGAGAGAGAGAGAGAGAGAAAAUGUUAGGCCAACGAAGACGAAUGAUCUUGCUAUGAUUAAUCGAUACAAUUCUUUUCACGAUGCUCGAAAUGUAAAAUAAUUCUUAUGACGAUAAAGCAACAAAUACAACAACAAUAAUAACAAUAACAACAACAAUGGAAACUCGAAAAAAACUCUUUCGUUGGCUGUGAAUGAAAAAGAAAAAAAAAUUCAAAAUGAGAGUCGUGCGAAUGUGUUAAGAAAUGCGUGUGCAUAUACAUAUUAACUAUAUCGUGACGUCGUGGAUCGAUCGAUACACUGAUGUGUGUGGUGUGUGUAUGUGUGUGUAUGCGCGCGUAUGAAAGAGAGAAAAGAGAGAGAGAGAGAGAGAGAGAUAGAGAGAAAGAGAGAGACGAAUAACAGAAAAAAAGAAAAACCUAACUAUCGUACGUCUAAAAGAAAGUUAUAAAAGAGUAAUGAAAGAAGAAAAAAAAAUAAAUAAAUAAGCAAACGUAAUAUUACCGAUAAAAAUAGUAAGGUACAUGAUCUUUAGGGUAAAGAAAGAAUCCACCCUUUGCGACUCGUCGACUUCUAUCUCUGGACGAGAAAGAAAGAAAUAAAUAAAGAAAGAGAGAGAAGAAAAAAAAGAAAAAAGAUUUGCUUGCCUGAACUUUCGUUUCUCGUUCAUGUAGCGUCGAAAGCAUUCGACGGUCGUACUGGGUGAAUUCUUUCAACGAGAGUCGUCGGAGGAGUGAUCAAGGAAAGCAAUCUAAGAUGAACCUAAAAUUGUUAGAUAUAUUAUUUGUAAGAUAAUCGAGAUACCGUAUCGUUAAGAGAAAAGAAAGAAAGAAAGAAAGAAAGAGAGGGAGGGAGAGAGAGGGAGAGAAAGAAAGAGAGAGAGAGAGAGAACGAUCGCCGUUGGUAUGUAGGAAGGACAAAAAUAGAAAGAAAACACAAGAGCUAAGAAUAAGAAUUCUUUUCGCGAGAACGUUCGAAAGAAAUACGUAUCGAUUGCGCGAACGAAUUUUAAAAUAAUUCUUCGUCCUUUCGCGUUCUGCGUUCGAUCGCCUGUAAUAGAAGCUAGAUUAUAAAAGGAUAGUGUUUACGAGCGAAAGAAAAUGGAAGGUAGAGAUAGAAAGAGAAAGAGAGAGAGAGAGAGAGAGAGAGAGAGAGAGAGAGAGAAAAUGAGAAAGCUUUGGUAAAGGAAAUGAUCGAGAAAAGUGACGAUAAAUUGAAUUGAAUGUAUGCAUUCGAUGAAGGAAAAAGAAAAAAAAAAGAAAGAGAAAAGGUAAAGAACGAAUUCCGAUUAAAAGGAUCGACGACUAAUUAAACGUUAGGAGGCGAUAGACGAGGAUCGAGAAUAUUUGAAGGAUAGCCGAUAACGACUUAUUAAAAUAUAUCAUUAGGUCUAGAAGACGACUGUCCUUAGGUUUCCAGUUUUUUGAGGUAACAUACAAGUAUUAUUACGUAACUCGUACAGAAUGAUUCUCGUUUUACGAAGCAGUCGACACGAACACGAACACUCAUUGUCAGAGAAAGAGGAUAAACGUACAUGCGUACACGUACACGUAUACUUACACGGAAAGAGAGAAAAAAAGAGAGAAUGAAAGAGAGAGAAUGAGAGAGAGAGAGAGAGAAAGAGAGAGAGAGAGAGACACGUACACAGGUUGUCUACAUUUUACUUUAUCACCUUGACUUAGGAUAUUACAGACACGCAUGACUCGCGCGACUCGCUCGAUUUCCUUUCGGUUAAAUAUUCCUCCUAUUUUAUUUUCUUCUUUCCUCUUCUUCUAUUUCUUGUUUAUUUUUCCUUUCCUACUUUGCUUUUUUGUUUGAAAUCCUCGAACUUUACGUAUCUUUACGUAUCUUUCCUUUUAUUUACUUCCGAUCUGUUUUGAUGCGAACGAAGGUCAUCGCGAGAUUAAUAAUCUAUUCGUACAGCGAUCCGUUUUUAUUUAUCUUACGUUUACUUAUAUGCAUGUUUUUAAACUCGUUUUUUUUUUUUUUUUAAUCUUCUUCGUUCCUUGUCAUUUUCUUAUCUUUCUUUCUUUUUCCUUUUUUCCUCCCUCCAUCCGCUCGAGAGCGAAGAUGAAGGAUAGAAAUUAGCGACUUCAGGGAAUAUAAAUAUCAUAAAUCCUUUGAUGCUUGCAGGAGAACGUCGUUAAAAAUUUGUAGAGAAAUACAUUUUUCUUUUUCUUUUCUUUUUUUCUCUAUAUCAAACGUAUCGAUUUUUUUAUUAAAAAUAAAAUAUCGAUAUAUUCUUUUUUCUUGUUUUGUUUUGUUUUGUUUUGCUUUGCUUUGCUUUGUCAAUGAAAUUGAGUUAAAGAUUGAAAGGAUAUAGGACAACGAUUUUACUUUACAUUUUGAUAUUCCUUCAAGUGCGUAGUAAUGUCCUCUGUUUAGGAUUAGAUAUUUAAAAGAAAAGAUUCCGUUCCUUAUACCAUCAAGAAAAUGAAAUAAAAAACGAAACUUAUACAGUUAAUCGACGUCCAUUUAAUUAUCGAAGUGUGCGCGCGGACUGUCAUCGUCGACAACACCACCGUAGAUACAUUUUUCAUUUUCGAAAAAGAAGAUUUCGUACGGUAAGAGGCCCUUUUAGAUAUUCACCUACUACCUAAACAUCCAAUCGCUAUUUUUAUCAAAAAAAAAAAAAAGAAAGAACAUGUUAAAAAUCUUUAAUAGUUAUCCAUUGUUCACUAUUGCUAUAAUAAAGUUUUGCUUUAAUAAACAA